AUGCUGAGCGGCUGGCAGAUACACGUUGGUCUGCACAGUGUGAUGCUACACAUGCUCUACUGUGUGGCUAUAAAUGUGUAUGGGAAGUUCUUGGCACCAUUGGUGAAGACAUCACUCAAAAUGCUGAAACAGGUUACUGCAAAAGGACUUGCAAAUGUGUUUGCCAAGCUUGAGACUGCAAUCAUGACCGAAGUUUGGGAUUGCAUUCUUACUUGUUUCAAUGCUACAAGCAAAUCUUUACAGGAUGACCGCAUGGAUUUGAAUACUGCUGUCAAAGACCUUAAGUCAUUGAAAUCAUUUGUUUUGUCUCUUCGAGAUCAUUUUGGUGAAUGUGAAGAAUCAGGGGUGAAGAGGAAUAACUAUCAGUCUGAGGUUACGAGGGUUCAGCAGCGAAAUCGCAGACUGGACUAUGAUUCUGGAUUCACGUCAGCUAAUGAAACGGUUCUGUCUCCAUGGGACAAGUUUAAGGUCAACACAUAUAUUCCUAUUUUGGAUCAGCUUGUUACUUUAUUAGAUCAAUGUGUAGAGGCCUACCAACUUCUGAGUCAAAGAUUCCAUUUUUUUUCUAAAAUUGGCUCAGAUGACAGCAGUCCUGAAGCCAUCCGUAAAGGUGCUCAGGAACUUGUCUCUGUGUACUCUCAAGAUUUUGAGGCAUCGCUUGGUGAUGAACUAGUACAACUCUCACAAUUUGUUUUACUGUGCCAAGAUGAAAAAACACAAGAAGAAUCAAAUGAGUUGUUUAUGUAUCGUAUUAUCAAAGAUAAAGGACUGUCAUCAACAUUUCCGAAUGCAGAGAUCAUGCUGAGAAUUUUUCUGUCAUUAAUGGUGUCUAAUUCAAGUGGAGAACGAACUUUCUUGAAGUUGAAGCUUAUAAAAAAUGAGCUUCGUUCAGCAAUAUCCCAGCCACGUCUCCAAUUUCUGUCUCUUAUGAGCAUUGAAUCUGAUAUUUUGCGGAAGCUUAAUUUUGAUUAUAUCAUUGAUGAAUUUUCUAGAAAGAAAGCUAGAAAAGUGUUUGUUUAA
This is a messenger RNA of Homarus americanus (American lobster), 1020 nucleotides long. RefSeq lists its product as uncharacterized. Gene Ontology annotation, molecular function: protein dimerization activity. Lineage: Eukaryota; Metazoa; Arthropoda; Malacostraca; Decapoda; Nephropidae. The coding region runs from base 1 to 1020 and encodes 339 amino acids. The record is from RefSeq and is a predicted model, not a curated record. The transcript has a single exon.